AUGUUGAAGAGGAAGGACUUACUCAUUGAAAAUUUAAAGAAGAAACUUGCCAGCGAACAACAAAGAAACAGAAGACUGAAACAUAGAAUGAUACAAAAGAAGCAAGCACUGACACCAGAAAGUAAAAUUGUAGAAAUGGCCAACGACCCUAAUCAAAAAGCAGAAUUGAUAAAAAAGCGUUAUUUGGCGAUAUUAUUCAAAGGCAAAUUUUAG
Acanthoscelides obtectus is the source of this 213-nucleotide messenger RNA. The record is from the annotation of a GenBank genome assembly. NCBI's taxonomy places the organism in Eukaryota, Metazoa, Arthropoda, Insecta, Coleoptera, Chrysomelidae.